AUGUGCUGGAGGAAGCAAACCAUCUACAAGGGCUGCCGACACGGCCGGACCGAGGUAAUCACCUGCGACGACGAGAAGAGGCGCCGCAGGGGACACGCCCACGCGGCGGCGUUGUCGUCGACGACGAGAAGUCGGCGAGAACAAGACCGUAGGAGCCCGUGGCUGGUUCUCUUCUGCCUGUGCUUCUUCCCCGCCCCCGCCGCGCCCCCGAGGGAGGAGAAAUGCCGGCCCAAGCCGGCCCUCGAACCGCUCAACGGCAAGUGUCCCCGCUGUCUCGAGGAGGAAGCUAACGCAGCAGUGUGUAGCGGCCCGGUGUUCGUCGUCGACGACGACGACGACGACGACGACGACGACGACGACGACAACCUGCCGUUCCGGCCAGAGGACGCCGCCGCGGAAGCAUCCAGACGGUACGGCUUCAUCGGCGACAAGCACCUGCACGCCGCGGGACGCCCGGUGAGUCGCGAUGCUUGCGGGGGUACAGGACCGCGGCGGGAUCCGCGUCGGGGACGCUCCGGGCCGUCGUCGAGAAGCCGGCACGAGGGCACGGAUCCGACAGAGGUCCGCCUGGCCCGCCGGCCGCUUUAUACGAACAUUCGGUACGAGAAGGCCGUACGGCGGGAACGAACUCGUCGGGAGCAAUGCAACGCCGAAGGCCACGAGCAUCAUUCACAACACGUGCAGAGAACACCAGGGUAUCGCAGUGGCAAUCAAGACCAGGACCAGGACCAGGACCAAGGACCAAGUGGUUCUACGGCCAGCCCCGGCUGGAGCGCAGACAGCCAGCCCUUCCAGCCCGAAGACUCAACGGCGCACCUCGUCCCUCGCCCGCUGCAAAGGUCCAUGGCCAGGACAGAUCGAGAUAUGACCAUGGGGGCGAGGGCGAGAAGGGGCCCGCUCCUGAGCGUCGUGCUGGAGGACGGAAGCGGCUGGGGAGCGCGGGACGACACUGCCGCGAGCCCACCGGAAUCCGCUCCGGGGUUGUCACUGGACGAGCUGAUGGAGGAAGUCGAAGAGCGAUGGCGAGCGGCCCCCAACCAGCGGCGGUAG
Colletotrichum navitas is the source of this 1050-nucleotide messenger RNA. RefSeq lists its product as uncharacterized. Bases 1 to 1050 code for a protein of 349 amino acids. The transcript has a single exon. NCBI's taxonomy places the organism in Eukaryota, Fungi, Ascomycota, Sordariomycetes, Glomerellales, Glomerellaceae. The record is from RefSeq and is a predicted model, not a curated record.